Molecule: messenger RNA, 423 nt
Organism: Scedosporium apiospermum
Lineage: Eukaryota; Fungi; Ascomycota; Sordariomycetes; Microascales; Microascaceae
Exons: 2
Coding region: 1-423 (140 amino acids)
Source: RefSeq, a predicted model, not a curated record
AUGGCCAAGAUAGCAGAGAAUUUAACAGUUCCUGCCGCAGCUGUAACCACGGGAGGUUCACUUCCUGUAGGAGAAGAUCCAGGAGGGGGGGUUGACCAUCAGUGGUCUCCUGAGGAGGAGGGGUCGUCGGUUCAGGGACACCAGGAGGGCAAUGCCAAUGAUCACCGUGGGGAGAGCAAGUUUCGGUCGGCUCAGGACCAUCAGUGGUCUCCUGAGGAGGAGGGGUUGUCGGUUCAGGGACACCAGGAGGGCAAUGCCAAUGAUCACCAUGAGGAGAGCAAGUUUCGGUCGGCUCAGGACCAUCAGUGGUCUCCUGAGGAGGAGGGGUCGUCGGUUCAGGGACACCAGGAGGGCAAUGCCAAUGAUCACCGUGGGGAGAGCAUGUCCCAGUCGGCUCAGGAUCUGACGUGGGCUCGGAUGUAG